Messenger RNA from Megachile rotundata (alfalfa leafcutting bee), 2109 nucleotides. RefSeq lists its product as uncharacterized. The record is from RefSeq and is a predicted model, not a curated record. Lineage: Eukaryota; Metazoa; Arthropoda; Insecta; Hymenoptera; Megachilidae.
AUGGCUAAAUCCUCUGACGAUUCCACGAGUCAAUCUGCCUCACAAAGCAUUCAUGCCACUGCACUACGACGUAAGCGUGGCAAUAUCGUGGGUCACAUUACCACGUUUGAGAAAAUUAUGGACAAAAUGCAGAAAUCCGAUAAGCGCGACAUAGGUCUUUUGCGAACUCACUUAGAUAGUAUGCACCUUAUUUGGGAGCGUUUUAACGCGGUUCAAUUUGAAUUAGAAGAAUUAGACGAUUCCGAGAGUCCGCGUCGGUACGAAUACCAUGGCCGUUAUAUAGCCGCGGUCACGCAGGCGAACCAGUUGAUCGAGGGAAGCCGUUCAUCCGCGAUUCCUAGAAGAAACACCACGGAUUCUUCAUCCCCAUCCGUAGCAGCCCCGAUGGCAAUUAAGUUGCCGGAAAUGCGACUCCCAACGUUCGACGGAAAUAUCGAAAACUGGACGUCGUACUUCGAUAGUUUCUACUCCAUGAUCGAUCAAAACGCCGAUCUUACGCCCGUACAGAAGUUGCAAUACUUAAGGUCAACACUGACGGGAAAGGCCGCCGCAUGCAUCCAGUCGCUUAGUACUACAGACGCGAAUUACGCGGACGCGAUCGACCUCCUUAAAGAGAAAUUCGGCUAUACUGUGAACAAUGAUUUACUCGUUACCGCUCAAGUUGGCAUUUUGGACAAUACUCAACGUCCAGUCAACGCUCGAGCCUUAAUCGACACAGGCGCGACGACCAACUUUAUCACGGAAAAUCUCAUUGAACGGUUAAAAAUCCCAAAGAAGGAAUGCUCCAUUCCGGUAGGCGCUCUCAACGCGAUGACAACGAUCGCGAAAAAUCAAGUCAAAGCCACCAUAAAAUCAAAGGUCAACGCAUACCAGCGAACCUUGACAUUCCUUACGAUACCUAAAAUAGCGCAACAUAUUCCGGAUCAGCCCUUUGAUCGGUCCAAACUUAAGAUUCCGCAGAAUAUAAGAUUAGCUGAUCCUGAUUUUCAUCGACCUGCACCGAUUGACCUGCUCUUCGGUUCCGGGGUCGCCUUGUCGAUGUUGAGUGUCGGUCAAAUUAGCCUAUCUUCUCUCGAUGAACCCGAUCUCUACCUGCAGAAGACGAGGCUAGGAUGGGUUAUCGGGGGGAGCCCACCAUCUCCCACACAAGGUCACGGCGCCUUGUGUCACGCAACGAACACGUUGCAAUCCGACAUUUCACGGUUUUGGGAGAUUGAGGAGGGGUCUCAAUGUCAAAUACUUUCAGACGCGGACAAAUAUUGUGAAGCACAUUUUCAGCAGCAUGUCUCACGAAGGGCUGACGGCCGAUACGUCGUAGCACUGCCUUUUAACGAUAAAAUAAGGCGUCUGGGGGAAUCAAAAUCCCAGGCACAAAGGCGACUAACAUCGUUGGAAAAGAAGCUUCGGAACAAUGCAGCGUUAAAGGAUAAUUAUCACGCGGUAAUGAACGAAUACCUCGAACUAGGACAUAUGGUAAAGGUAUCGGAAGACACAGACGCAAGAGGAUAUUAUCUCCCACAUCACGGGGUGACUAAGAUAACGAGCGAGACGACGAAAUUACGCGUAGUUUUCGACGGCUCAGCAGCCACCAAUACCGGAGUUUCUCUCAAUGACGCUCUUUACGUCGGACCGAAGCUCCAAGAUGACCUGCUGUACAUUCUUCUCCGUUUCCGACUUCACCAGUACGUCAUCACUGGUGACAUCGAGAAAAUGUACAGACAGUUCAUCGUUCGACCAAAAGACAGGAAGUACCAACGGAUACUUUGGCGCGACACUGAUGGCGAAAUCCAAACGUACGAACUACAACGCGUCACGUUUGGAUUGUCUGCGGCGCCCUAUUUAUCAAUCCGUUGUCUUUUCCAACUGGCCAAGGAUGAAGGUCACCGUUUUCCGGAAGCCGCAAAAAUUCUUACCCGCGAUUUCUACGUGGACGACGCACUCACUGGAGCAUCAUCCAUCAAAGAAGCACGCGCGAUACGAGAGCAAUUAACAAAAUUGCUGAGCUUGGCGGGCCUAAACAUAAGGCAAUGGGCAGCCAAUCACAAGGCAAUUUUGCGGGACCUACCAGAGCAAGAUAAGAAAAGAAGCUUCGGAACAAUGCAGCGUUAA